GCCUGUUAAGAGAAAGGCAGUGACGAUAAAAAGAGUGGGUGUUAUCUUGUAGGAGGGUAGCGCUGUGUGAUGACGAGACCGAAGCGCUAUGGCGGAUAACUGCACUUUGUUUGCCUCCCAACCCUCCACCAGCUCGCAAUGCGUGACGAUUAACACAGUGAAGAGGAUAACAUCAGCAUUCUCACUAGUUGGAUGUUUUUGUAUGCUUGUACUCAUCUGGUUGUUUAGAAAAUACAACUCCCUGGGGCAGAAAAUGAUACUUAGUCUGACUGUUGCUGCUUUAUUUGACAGCAUUGCUUAUGUUAUGGGAGAGGUAAUACCUGAUGGUGCUCUGUGCAAUUUUCAAGCAUGGUGGCUCACAUACUUUGACUGGUGUGCCCUGGCUUGGGUCUGCUGCAUUACAUUGAACCUGUACCUGAAUGUAGUAAAGGAGAUGAGGACAGAUCGAUAUGGGCUAAUAUACCAUGUUACAGCUUGGGGAGUGCCAUUUAUUCUCUCCUGUCUGCCUCUCUUUGGUGAUUACUAUGGACCAGCUGGAGCAUGGUGCUGGAUUACUGAUGAGCAUGUUGCCUGGAGAUUUGUCAUAUGGUACAUUCCAUUGUUCAGCCUGAUAUUCCUGAUGAUGCUGUGUUACCUCCGGAUAAUCUAUGUGGCAAGGCAGAGGGUAAUCACAUGGUCUGGAACUUAUGACCCAGGAAGGGAAAGGACCAAGAUUUUAAUGGCUGAAGAAAUUAAACCUCUAAAAUGGUAUCCAUGUGUGUAUCUUGCUGUAUCUUUGUUUCCUCUUCUUAACAGAAUUCACAAUGCCUUCUACCCAAGUCAGCCCCUGUUUACUUUAACAUUACUACACGUAAUGAGUGCGCCUCUUCAUGGACUAGCAAACGCAAUUGUCUUUGGAUUAGACAAGGAAACUUGGAGUCAGCUGACAGUCGCAUCCUUAAGAGUGGCUCUCCAGUCUAGACUCUGUGACAGCACAAAGAUCAAGGAAUAUCAUCCCGUCAAUGUGCGCUAUAUGAAUCGCAUAGAUGAAGUAGAUUCAGAUUCCGGCGACGAUACCACAGUAUUAUUCUCCAUGCCAUCCAUGACAUUAAGGGACAAAGGACCCUGACCAUUUCUGUUUGAAUGAAACCAAAGGCUAAAAGAAUGCACCCGUCCCCACUGAAUAUGCACUGCUUGAAAGAAAAGACGGAAGGCAAAAGACAACCUUGGAAUGCCUGAUUAAGGAGCUGUCAUCCUCCAUUAUUAAUACUAGCUUGUAAAUAUUUAAUGCUGUAGAACCGGAGCUCCUGACUGCAACACAGCCACAGGACUCACUGGGGUCAUACCAACUGCAAAUCUCAGGACAAAACAUUUGGUGGCCUUACCUACCUGGAAAUGCUGAGAGGUGCAUGCCCAGCAUUUUGUCUUCUAACAAUCCUAAGGAUAUGCAUGUCUCUCGAGGUUAAUGAACAAAAAGAAUCCUGCACGUUACACAAAAACACACACACAAAUCUUAUAAAUAUUCUCCUGUGGGAUUUACUCGGACUGCAUAAACAAGGCCGACUUCUUCUUCGAGCUUCCCUAUAUCUGAAAGUAUUUAUUUUUGUGUCCUUGGU
Molecule: messenger RNA, 1595 nt
Organism: Nanorana parkeri
Lineage: Eukaryota; Metazoa; Chordata; Amphibia; Anura; Dicroglossidae
Product: G-protein coupled receptor 1-like
Exons: 13
Coding region: 89-1108 (339 amino acids)
Biological process (GO): adenylate cyclase-activating G protein-coupled receptor signaling pathway; cell surface receptor signaling pathway
Cellular component (GO): plasma membrane
Molecular function (GO): G protein-coupled receptor activity
Source: RefSeq, a predicted model, not a curated record